CAGUUUAGUACCUGCAAGUGGGAAGACGUUCGACGUAGAUCACUGGAUAGUUGGAAAGGGAGUUUAUAGUUCCAAAGCGUCUCUGUACUCCUCCGAGUGGUGGGUGAUACGUGAUCCUUUAGCCGUCAGGGUUAUGCGUCGACCGCGCCGACUCGUAGACAACACGAAUCCGCGUACCAGCGUUCCUAACCUGACGUUCGCGCGUCCUGCUGACACGAUUCGACACGACGGAGUAUCGGAUCCAAGUUAAAUAUUUUACUGAGUUACUAAACCCGACGACGACGUUCCUGAGAACAAAAGGAAAGCGUCGCGACGUGGUGUGAUUCUGUGUAUUCACUUCGUUAUUCCCAAAGGAAGAGAACGAGGAGAGAAAUCGACUAUGAGUAGCUGAGAGGACAGAUCUUCCACGAGAGAUGAACGGCUCUCGGCUGGGCCGUGGCCGUGGUGGCCGACUGGCCGUCUACGGCGGUGGCGGUGUAGUUCUGCUACUCCUGGUGUUCCUAUAUCGUGCUGCCACCUCGGAGAUGGCCAGACUUCGCGAAUUGAAUAUGCAGUGUAGCAAACAGCAGGAGGCCCUGGCUGCUCAGCUUCACGUCAUCUUCGAAUACAAAGUUCAGUUGGAGAAGAGUCUGGCUGACGAGAAAAGCUCUAAUCUAGCUAUCAAACAGGAACUUCAGCAUAGAGCUUCCAGGGAGAAAACAUUGAGGGACAAGGACAGCAUGGAAGCCCUUCAACGCUUCAAUUCACUUCAGCAGACCUAUAAGAUGUUACAAACUGAAAAACAGGAUCUUCAGGAAGAGUGUAGUAAUAAGCGGAAGCAGGCUCUGGAGGAUAUUAACAAGUUGGAAAGUACGGUGAAGGAUCUGAAAGGUCAGCUUCUUAAUGCUCGUGAGGAUAAGGUGAAGUCUCUGGAGCACUUGAAGAAUAAACAUUUGGAAUUGGAGACUGAGAAGAGUCAGUUGGAAGAAAAGUAUAGCGAACUAAAGAAGAGCACUGCUAAUUCGGCCAGCGAGAUGGAGCAUCUCAAGAAGGAGGUAUUCCAGUUGAAACGUGAACUCGUAGAAGCUCAGAAAUCCUGUAAAUCCAGCGGCGUCUUGCCGAGCGCAGCGAGUAUAAAGUCGUCCCAGCAGAUGGAGCCACAUCAUCAGGAAUCACAUCACCUGGCUAAAUUGGAAGCACAAAAAAAUCAUGAACCACCUGCUGGUCGGCAAGAGGUAAGUCGUCCAAGCAACGGGGGUGAAAAUCCAUCGCCAAUUCAGGCGCCUCGCGACCAUCAGCCAAUCGCCGAGGGCGAUCAGAACGUGAUUGAGAGAAACGAGGAUCCGAAUGAACAAAUGAGCGACAGUAUAGCCAGCACUGUGGAAAAAUCUGCUAGUCCAGGGAAAUAUGACAACACAACAAGAGCCACCAGCAGUUCAGCAGUCAUUUCCGGUACCAAGUCUCUGCCAGCAAGAUCAAAUCGAUUACCGGAAGGCGUACCACCUAUACUCAGGAUAAACGAUCCCAAAUUGGAAAAUGAGGAUGGUCUCGAUGAAAAGAGAACAAGCAAGAUCAGUAGCAACAUCAAACAGCCAAACGAGGAUACUGAAGUGAAUCAGCAUUCAAAAGCAAAGCCAGCCGAGGCUGGUAGCAAAGACAAUAAUAAGAACGACAUAAAUUUGGAAUCAUUGCAAAGAAAUCCUGGGGAACCAAUUGUCGAACGACCAGAAAAUUGGGUAUGGCCAAAGGUGAGACACGGCGUCCAAGAAGUUGGAGACGAGCCAAAUCAUCUUGACAAGAUACCCGGAUUCGAACCUGACGGAAAUCCAGAAGCAGGUGAUGCCGCUGAUUAUCAGUACGACGGUGGUGACUAUGAGAAAGAUGUACAGCAGAAAAAUAAUGAUCUUGGGAUCGAGGAAGGUGAAGACGAAGCUGAGGAGGAAGACGAUCGGGCUGAUUACGACAAUGAUAAUAUGAAAGCUGGGAAGCAUAAAUGAGGAGAGUCUCCUUGACCAAGGACUUUUUGUUAUUGGCCGCUGAGAUGCCUGUCUAGACACUAACAGAUUACUGGUACUAAGAGUUCAUUGCUCGGGAUGGUCCCAGGACUUGAAGAUGCAUCAGGAUGAAACAAUCUGAUUGGAUCAUUGCUGGAAGCAGAAUGAAGCACUUUUGCAUAAUCGUUUUAAGUUUCACUUUCAUCGACUGGUUAAAUAGCUCUUUUCUAUUCAGAGACCAAUUUAAUGAUACGGAUUUAAUUACUGAGAGGUGCAAUAACGAUGGAAGGAUCGAAUAUAAUUUUUAAUUGUACUAGUCCUUCAUUUUUUUUAAUUGUUAAUGAUCAUUUUAUCAACAAACAGGCCUUCAGAUUAUUGCGCAAUCAUAUAUUCAGCAAUUCGAGAUAAUGUACCUAUUUGGUGCUGAUGACGAGCAGAUGAUUAGAGAUAGUUUAUAUCCUUUGAGAUAACACGAUGAAUAGACUGUAUUUUUCUAGAUAUAAAAUUCUCCCAAACCGUAUGGAUAGGUUCUUUAAUUUUGUUAAAGUCGUACAAAACUUAAAUGCACUUGUACCUUACGAUGUACUGUCGUAGGCUUUAUUUUUGAUUUGUUUCGUGAGAUCGUGAUUUUGAAAGCUCGGACUAAUUUUCGCAUAAGCAAUGUACUGGAAGUGAUUGCAACUCUUUUGCUUAGAUUUUUGUCACGUAGAUAAAUUAUUUAUCUAAGAAAAUGUGUUAUCGGCUCAAAUGGCAAAAAAAACGGCUACGCCCCCUCAAAUAUCCCAGCAUAUUGCCAGCAAAACAGCAUCGUGUGAAACGUGCUCUUAUUGUGCAGGCAGUACGUUGGAUUUUGACGUUUUCGAAUAUUAUGGUGGGCUCUGUUAACGAUUAAAGUUUAAUGCGUUAAGAGAAUUGGAAAAAAGAAAGCCAGACUUUGAUAUAAAUAUAGAUUACACUUACAUACGUGCAGAUAAUAAUUGCAAUUGUAUAUAACAUUCUUUUCGUACUAAAAUAAAGACAAAGACAAUGCUAUUA
Cephus cinctus (wheat stem sawfly) is the source of this 3008-nucleotide messenger RNA. Its product is annotated as Golgi integral membrane protein 4. The transcript has 8 exons. NCBI's taxonomy places the organism in Eukaryota, Metazoa, Arthropoda, Insecta, Hymenoptera, Cephidae. Bases 414 to 1976 code for a protein of 520 amino acids. The record is from RefSeq and is a predicted model, not a curated record.